Bipolaris sorokiniana ND90Pr is the source of this 525-nucleotide messenger RNA. RefSeq lists its product as uncharacterized. The record is from RefSeq and is a predicted model, not a curated record. The transcript has a single exon. The annotation marks the transcript as partial. Lineage: Eukaryota; Fungi; Ascomycota; Dothideomycetes; Pleosporales; Pleosporaceae.
AUGGCUCGCAUGUGUUUUGGAGCACACAUAUUGCGCCAGCAAGAAGCUGGCAUCACUGACUAUACCUCGCAUGCCCAACAAGACUAUCAGCAAGAUCUUACCUGCAUGUUCGCCUAUGCACAGUCCAAGGGGUAUUUCAGGAAAGGUACGGCAGCCCGCCACUUGAUCCCUCGUCUUGCAAAUAUCACUCCCCGAUCUAGACAUGACAAGAUCGCACUAGUCGAUGAGUUUGUCCAGCACUACGAAUCGGUCCAAUGUGACCUACUUUUCAUCAAGGAUAUCAUCACUGUUAAUCCCCAGGUCGAUCUCGAUGUCGUCACUACUAUACGUGAUUGUCUCUCUGCUCUUCACUUGUCUUUGGCCAAAGGUGUCAAAUGGCGCACCAUCAUGCCAUACACGCCACUGCCCAAAGCCUGUCUUCCAAUGUUGCGGGAUUUCAUCGCGAACCCCAAGCACUUCCGCUUUUUUGGUGAUCUCACGCAUACCGUUGUGGAUCUCGAGACCUGGCUUAAUCCCCCACCCCCU